AUCAUGCGGAAUCACGUUUGCGGAUGUUACAUAUACAGCUCGGAGACCCGCAGACGUACCUACUUGCCGCAGGUCAAUCUGGAAGCUCACACAACAAUCCUGUCAACGGCUUCUCGCACAGUACUGACGCAAAAUUUUGUCAAUGGCUCCAAAGACGCGUUGGACGAGAUAAGGUAUGCUUUUCCAUUGUACGACGGCGUCAGCGUCGUCGAUUUCUACUGUGAAGUCGGAGAGCGCACGAUUUACGGUCUGGUCAAAGAAAAGAACGAUGCCAAAAAGACCUACGAAGAGGCCAAGCAACGAGGUGAAAGCGCUGCGUUGCUGGAACAGCUACCUGAUGCCGCCGAUGUCUUCACAACUACAAUCGGCAAUAUUCCCCAUAACGCAGCUAUAAAAAUCACUAUCAAAUACGUGCAGGAGCUCAAGCAUGAUGCCGAAGUCGAUGGUGUGCGCUUUACCAUACCAACAUGGAUUGCUCCGCGUUACGGAAGUUACCGCCGAGGUUAUCCUUCAGAACUACAAGAAUCACUAAAACCAAUACCUUCUGAAGGGAUUUCAAUCACUGUGGAUAUCAGCAUGGCUGAGGGUAUCCCAAUCAAAAAGAUUGUUUCUCCCUCCCACCCUAUCCAAGUCACACUUGGUUCACUAUCUAGCAGUACCAUCGAUGAAGACCAGUCAUUGUCUCGAGGCUCGGCCACUCUUGCUCUAGGUACAGCGGCACUUGAGAACGAUUUUAUCCUUCAAGUGGUUGCAAAGGACGUCGGUGUUCCUCAAGCGAUUCUAGAGAGUCACCCAACGUUGCCAAAUCAACGCGCUUUGAUGGCUACGUUGGUACCAAAGUUCAAUCUCAAGUCGCAGAAACCAGAAAUCAUUCUCAUUGCAGAUCGCUCAGGUAGUAUGCAAGGGGAGAACAUUACCACUCUCAUAUCGGCACUAAAAAUCUUUUUGAAGUCGAUUCCUCUUGGUUGCACUUUCAACAUUUGCUCUUUCGGGUCAAGUCAUGAGUUCCUUUGGCAUGAAAGUCAAAUAUACGAUGAGAGAACGCUGCAGCAGGCGAUCAAAUAUGUUCAAGAAUUCGAUGCCGGCUUCGGCGGAACGGAAACUCUUGCCGCCCUCAAAGCAUGUUUCGAAGCCUGUACCAAGGAUAGCCCGACUGAGCUUAUUUUGCUCACUGAUGGUGACAUAUGGUCUCAGGACGAGCUUUUCAGCUAUGUUUCCCGUGAAACUGAGAGCGGCGACGUGCGCGUCUUUCCCUUGGGUAUUGGCGGAGGGGUAUCGAGUGCCUUGAUUGAGGGCGUCGCAAGGGCAGGGUGUGGCUUCGCUCAGAUGGUCACGGACAACGAGAAGAUGGAUAGCAAAGUUGUUCGCAUGCUGAAGGGAGCACUUACUGCACACAUCAAGGAUUAUCGUUUGGAGAUCAAAUAUGAAGAUGGUAAUGUCGAGACUGUCGCCGAUGGCCUUCGCGUACACUUGAAUCCCAAAGAGUCCAAGGACUCAAGUGACAAACCCGAAACCAAGCCUGUAUCGCUGUACGACCCUGAUGUCAAAGAAGAGCACCCCAAGGAAGGCGAGUCAAAGGAUAUCUUCGCAGGUCUGCCGGAUCUCAAGCACCCAGCUCUUCUGCAAACGCCCCACAAAAUCCCUUCUCUAUUCCCCUUCUAUCGCACUUGCGUAUACUUGCUCAUUGCGCCCGAGUCCUCGCACUUGAAACUCAAAAGCGUAGUCUUAAGAGGCACCUCCCCACAAGGUCCUCUCGAGCUCGAAAUCCCAAUCGAGUCGCGCAAAGACGCCGACGAUAUGAUCCACCAGCUCGCCGCACGAAAAGCAACUCAAGAGCUUGAGGAAGGCCGAGGCUGGAUCUCAGGUGCUACCAUCGAUGACACGGGUAUGCUAAUCAAGGAAAAGCAUCCAAGCAUGUACGCUCUGCUCCAAAGACGCGAAGCCGUGCGCCUUGGAGUCAAAUUCCAGGUCGGAGGGAAAUACUGCUCUUUCGUCGCAGUUGAAACAAACAAAUCUGCCAUUGCUGAGAUGCGCCAGAAAGCUCUGCAAGCAACGAUAAACAGAGAUAUUGCCAGCAAAGAUGGAGAAGAAGAUGAAGAAGACUGGGAUAUGGUCAAUGAAGGAGCUCCAUUAAGUCAACCUCGGGCACUGCUCCACGCAACAUCGCGCUCAAGACCACUGGUCAGAGCCAUGUUUAGCCGCUCCGCUCGUAAGUCGGCCCCAACAUCCGACGGCCCCGUAGCCGCCAUGGGCGGCAGAGGUGAGAGGGGAGUCGGUAGAGGCAGCCCCAUGUGCCUCUCCGGAGCCCGCUCCGCAUCCGCAAGCUAUACGAGAAGUCGAGGCGGAUUCUGCAACUUCAGAGCCGAAGAGGAAAAAGAGGAAGAGGACGACAGCUCGGAUGAGGACAUGGGAUGUGGACUUUUCGAGGAGGCAGAAGAAGCUAGUGCUGAACCACCAUCCCCCGUAGAAUCAGGGAAAUUCCUCCAGAGUCUAAUUGCGCUGCAAUCCUUCUCCGGCGCUUGGCCCUCUAUCUCGCGUCUUCCGUGCCGGAAAAUGGGCAUCGACGUUGCGGAAGCGAGGGAAGUGGCGCAGAGGCUUGUUGAGGACGGAGUAGCAAAGGACGCAACCAUGGCGGAGCAGUGUGUAGCUACGGCUGCGGUGGUCAGCUUUUUGGAGAAGAAGAUGGCGGAUGAGGAGGAGACGUGGGAGUUGGUUGUUGAGAAGGCGAGGACGUGGCUUGAGGAUACAGUUGAUGCUGCAUAUCUUGGCAGGGUGCUGGUGGCUGGUGCGAGUAUUGUGGGUGCUUGA
Molecule: messenger RNA, 2808 nt
Organism: Bipolaris sorokiniana ND90Pr
Lineage: Eukaryota; Fungi; Ascomycota; Dothideomycetes; Pleosporales; Pleosporaceae
Exons: 6
Coding region: 4-2808 (934 amino acids)
Source: RefSeq, a predicted model, not a curated record